GCGAGGGAGGCUGCGACGAAAUCAAGGGCGUGGUUACGGGAGAUGAAACAACCCCUACUCUCGAGCUCCAUGUAGCUGAACUCACCCUUCUCUGCAUCAGUUUUUUCCGCCAGGGAUGCUGUCCGCCGUCUCUCUUGUCGCAGCCGGGAGAUCGAGAUGUUGUCAGACGCGAUCUUGUUACCGCGGAUAAAGUUAACAAUCGACGUCGAUCUAAUCGCGAUCUGAAGUUGAUAGGUAAACAAGUGACUUAGCGAAGUGAAAUAUUUUGAAGAAAUCGUGAAUCUAUCUUGUUAAGAUUUAUAGGAAAAAAAAAAGUGGUCGGAUAAGAUUUCGUGUACGAUUGCUUAAUUGGUGGAGGAAUUUAAGUUGAGCGGAGAAGAGCGAUGCAGCUUCAAACCCGAUAAGAACAAGCGAGAUAAGAAGGAAAUCUGGGAAGCCUGACCUUUAUCUCGAAAGACUAUGUUACGUACUACGAGAAGCAAGAUAGCAAUGUUUUGCGAUGCAAAUCUACGUCCGCGGCGAAGAUGAGAAGAUAAUUUUUUGAGGUAAACCAGACUGAAGACCUUUUUGAAAGAAACAUUUCCGGAACGCAGAGGCACAUGAAGAGCUUCAAUUGCGAUUUCGCGAACGAGGAUAGGACGAUUCCCAUGGCGAACAGCGGCCACGGAGUCGCUGUUAACGGCAUGGGUGCUCCUGGUUCGGGCACCUUGUCGAGAGAAGAGAGACGUAGGCGAAGGAGGGCCACUCAAAAGUAUCGAACCGCACAUGCCACACGGGAAAGAGUCAGAGUGGAAGCGUUUAACUUGGCAUUUGCGGAACUGCGAAAGUUGCUGCCAACGUUGCCGCCGGACAAGAAGCUCUCGAAAAUCGAAAUUCUUCGGCUGGCAAUUUGCUAUAUCGCAUACCUGAAUCACGUACUCCAAGCUUGAACUUGCGUAUUUCGAUGAGCAGAAUUAGAAGGCUUAGAAAACUGUGACGAUUUCUUUGCCAUUUACUGACUGAAAUGCAAAUUGAACUAUUAACCACUUUUCUAAAAACUUUAAUUUUUUAAUUUAAAAAUUUAAUUCUUUAUCUUCUUGUAAUUCUUAAAACUAGAAAAAGAUGAAAAAUAAACCGAGAGAUUAAAGUUAACCUUUUAUAUAUUGAUAGAAAUAAACAUAAGAAAUGUUAUUUACACAUAUCAUUUUUGAAAUAAUUUUUUCUUAUGGAAAAUACACGGAACAAAUUUUUUUUUUUUUUUUGUUUUAUUUUUGAUCUCUGGCUGGACGCUGAACUUUAUGCAAUUAAAACUUAUGCAAUUUCCACUCAAUUAGCACAGACGUUUAAGCACUCGAUGACAAAUGAAAGAAUAUUGUAUUCGAUGCAUUCUACAAUCGUUAAAGAUGUAAAUGUCGCUGCGUUAGUCGUGUAGGAUUGCAUCAUUUAUCGCGCGGUGUAACCGUCGCGUCAAUAUUCUCGAAUUUAUCCAAUUCCUGUGGAUUAGUAAGCCACCUCGGGACAAUGGAGGGGCGUUCCCAUGGGAGAUUGCUAUCCCUCGACGUUCCUUCAAAUUCUACUACCACCCUCGACAGUCAUCGCCCGGCCGCGUAUCCGAUCGUUGUCGAUUAUAUGGCGUACGAGCUUAAGUGAAAAAGAAUGGAAUUGUCGGCGAGGAGGUCAACUUCACGGAUCGUCGCCUCGCGCCACUCGUUUCCCGGUUCUCUGCAAAUGCGAUUGUGCGACUCGAUCUGCUCGGAGAUCCGCGUGAGAUUGAUUGUCCUUACGAAUCAAACUGACUCCCUUGCGAAAAAAAACGCAGAUGAAUUAAAACAAAAAAAAACUCAUUUUUGUAGAAUUGAAUAUUUAAAAUGGUUUUAAAUUAUAGAAUUAUUAUUACUAUUAUAUUUCAUUUUUAUUAAGUCUUUUAACAUUUUUUAACAACUAAGAUUAAUACAAUAAAUUAUGUUUUUCUUUUAUAAUAUCUGAGAAGAGCUAAAGCGAACAACUUGAUCUUGAAUAAACAUAUGAAUAACCAUUGAACGAAAAUGUCAUUUAAUUUUAAUAGAAGUUUUAAUUUUUGUGGAAAGAUUAGAUAUAAUUAGCUAAGUCCUUUAAAUUGCUUUAUUUUGGUAUCAGCACUUUAUAGCCAGUGUUAUCUCGCGAAUUUGUUUUUUCAUCAAAUACGUAAAAAGAUAGGCGGUACAAAGCAGACAAAUGAAAAUGACAAUGAUAAUACAAGUAAUAAAUGAAAGAGUUUAUGUGCGUGUCCAUUUCGCGAACAAGCUAAUUAAGAAGCGAUCAAUGAAACAAAUAUAGCCAAGUAAUUUAUUAAUUCGUUUGCUAUUAACGUUUCUUUUAUAAUUGUUAGUUCUACAGGGUGGAACCGAACGUUCUGGCCAAACUUUGAGAUUACAUAAGAAAUUUAAUUCUAAACAAAAAAUUUCCUGUAAACCAUGGAUUGAAAAAUGCUUCCUUAAAAAUAAUUGUAGGGCGUUCCAUAGAUUUUGAGGUAAAUAAUUUCAAAUGUACAAAAAAAUGUUUCUUUGGGUAUAGAGCUUUUUAAAAUACUUUUUAUUUAUACUUAUGGCCUAAUUUUUAAAGUUUAUCUUGUUUGUUGAUUAUUCCACUGAAAAUUUUACUUUUCUACAUUGCUUAAACUAUUCAUAACAGGAUGAAAAGAAAGAUAGAAGGUAAAAAGAAAAUGAAAUUAAUCAAGUCUCGUGAAUAUCUAAUCCACUAAACGCGAUUUUUAAUCGACUAAAAUUAAAUCGGGAGAAAAUUCAUGAAGCGAUCAAAUCGAUUUAUCCUCCUAUAAUGAUUGGUUUAAAGUUUAAACAAAGCAGAAAAGUAUAUUUUUUUGCAAGGUUUUAAUAAAUUUUUUAUGAAGCAAAAUAAUUGCCAUUAACUCAAAUAUAUUCUUUUCUCGGAAAAUAAAUGUUUAAAUUUUUUUAACAAUAAAUGCUUAAGAACAAUAAUUUUUUAAAAUAGAAAUUA
Messenger RNA from Solenopsis invicta (red fire ant), 2973 nucleotides. RefSeq names its product helix-loop-helix protein 1 (gene HLH4C). Gene Ontology annotation, biological process: regulation of transcription by RNA polymerase II. The coding region runs from base 600 to 929 and encodes 109 amino acids. NCBI's taxonomy places the organism in Eukaryota, Metazoa, Arthropoda, Insecta, Hymenoptera, Formicidae. Gene Ontology annotation, molecular function: protein dimerization activity; RNA polymerase II cis-regulatory region sequence-specific DNA binding; DNA-binding transcription factor activity, RNA polymerase II-specific. The transcript has 3 exons. The record is from RefSeq and is a predicted model, not a curated record.